This is a messenger RNA of Ictalurus punctatus (channel catfish), 4158 nucleotides long. RefSeq names its product transmembrane protein 132A (gene tmem132a). The transcript has 11 exons. The record is from RefSeq and is a predicted model, not a curated record. Lineage: Eukaryota; Metazoa; Chordata; Actinopteri; Siluriformes; Ictaluridae. Bases 841 to 3765 code for a protein of 974 amino acids.
ACAUUAUGCAUGUAAAUUUGAAGUGGAUAUAUACUGGAAGUAUAUUAAAUAACAAAGACAAAAGUGUCACAAUUCUUACUUCCACUCACUGUAAAUCACAUAAAUAACUUUUGAAACAUGAACAUGAUGGUGACAAUAGGUGACUUAAAAGAUUCAUUUAGCUUUGGAUUUAUUAAGUGUAUCUUCACUCUGGAGGAGCCACAGUUUCCUUGUAUUAGAGGAUUAUUUACCAUUUCAAAUGAAUAAAUCUCCAUUGUGCUGGUGUGUGUGUGUGUGUGUGUGUGUGUGUGUGAGUGAGAGAGAGAGACAGAGAGAGCGAGCGAGCGCGCGCACAAGCGCUAUAGAUCAAUGAGAAUUAGAAAGACAAAAACUUAAACCGCUCUAUUAACAAAUGGAGAGAACUAAUUCCAAAAUCAUUUUUAACAAAACUAGACAUUUUGGAAGCACGGGCAAAAGGGUGCUGUAUAACUCAGUAUCAUAGUGAGAGAAGAUAAUAUAUAAUAUAAAUGCCACAGAGAAAAUGCUUUUAAAUUAGUCAAGAUGCCUGAUGGAAGAGGCCAAAAUUCUACGUUUUACGUUCUAUGACUAUUUCACAUUCUGGAGACACCAAGCAAAUGAGGUAAGAAAAUAAAUUCAUUCUUAACUGCUCCAGCCAGAAUAACCAUACAAUAACUCUUCACUGUGAUCCUUUAUCCAUUUUCUGCAAUAUAAUUACCAAAUAUUUUGUGAUUUUGCAGCAAAACUAAAUUCAGGAAUAUAUGACAAAAAUUUGUAGAAUUUUUACAAAUAGGGUUGGAUUGGAAGGAUAAUUUUUUUUCAUGUUGUUUUAAGGAUGAAGUGAUGGUUGUGUUUGGAAUCUUUGGAGCGCUAUGUAGCUCACUGACCAUGAAACUGAUAAUCCUUUGCUGCUUUGUGGUGCUCUCCCAGACCCAGCCUCCACCUUCUCUCUCCCUCCCAGUCCAAAUCUCUGUCCUUCCCCCAUGGCACUCUCUCAAUGUGUCUCAGGCUGAUCUGAGCCUCCUCUUCACCAACUCCAGCCCUUUCUCCUUUACGCAGUCUCUGCUGCUUAUGCCUCCUGUAGGAACUGAUUCUAAACCAGUCCUCCAUGCUACUUUUGGUCCUUACUCUGUGACUCAGCUUGUUUCUGAACCUUUAGCUCCGUUUUCUGUACCUCCCGUCGCAUACCUGCUUUCCAAAACAGUUGAACAAAAGUGGGAAGCUGAACGAGGGGAAGGUUUUACAGUCAGAGUGUUGUUCCACAUGAAAGGUGACUCAAGCAGAAGAACAUGUAUGAGCCUUCAUGCUUUCAAACAGACAGAAGAACAGAAAGCAUCCUGCAUUGCUCAGCCUCCUCUAGGGUUGUGUGUGGUCACCCUGACUUUACCCAAAGACUGGUUUAAGCCUGAUCAGAUGGUUCAACCACACCAGAGCCAAAGAUUCAGACAACGCCAUCCAAACAGACCCCGAUCCCGUAACCACAGCCCAUGGGGACCAAACUUCCCAGCAUCUCUAAAGGCGAAACCUGGAAUCCUUACUGAUAUGAUCCAGCUCUACUACUCUUCUUUUGGCAGUGAAACCAACCACAAGAUGUCACCUCCUAUAUGUGUUGCAGACAAACAGUCACAGAGAAAACUGUACUACAUUGCAUCUCUGGCUCUUCCUGAUAAAGAAACCAAAAGUAACAAAACAAUGCAAGGUUUUUCCUGCUCCAAUGAACUUGAACAGGAUGAGCUAUGGCUGAAUUCAGAUGUACUGAUUUACUAUAACAAGGGGCCUGUGCGAGCUGGACAACCAGUUGGAGUCUCAUUAAAUCUAAGGGCGACUUUUAGUAGAGAUUUCCUCAUUGUGAAGCUUAAAGUGAAGAAAGGGUUGCUGUCACUACAAGCCCAUCCAAACAAAAUCUCUCACCUGUGGGCUGUUAAAGUGGAGAAGACAUCAGGCUCCAAACAUGACACAAUUUCCAUAAUCUCUCACAGAACUGGUAUUGUUCGGGACAUAAGUGGCACCUCGGCUCUGCAACUGGUGGCCUGUCUCUCAGUUGAAGGCUUAUACAGGAGCUUUGGAGUUGCAAUGACAGUUCCAGUAAAUUGGUGGGUGGAGGACACAAUGUACAACAGACUGGUUUCAACACAUGGGGCAGUAACAACUUUCUUCUCCUUUGUGGACAGAGAGAUAGUGGGCAUUGCUCCCAUCACAGUGAGCAACACAAUAAUGAACACAGCCAUCUUGUCUAGCAAACCAGUUUCCCUCCCAGUCAUAGUACUAGCGGUUGGGCAGGAUGGCAAAGUAUUAGAUAUUACCGCAGCAGUAAACUGUCAAUCAGCCAAUGAAGACAUUGUCAAGGUAUCAAGUGAUUGCUCUGCUGCUUAUGUUGAUGGAAGUGAAUCCGGGGUGGGCAGUACCUGUGUAGAGGUGGAGUUUUCUCUUGGCAUGCUCAGAGGUUCUUUAUGCCUAUCUGUGUGGGCUCCAGUAGUUCCUCUCCGUAUCUCUCUCUCUGACACUGUCCUGAGCCCCAUUAAGGGCUGGAGCUACUACAAAGACAGCAGAUGCAUUCCAGUUUAUCAAAGGGCCACUGUACAGAUUCUUGCACAAUUCAGUGCCCAGUCAGCCCAGGGACAACUUACCUACAUGCUUGGAUCACCGGACUGGUUUGUGGAUGUAACAGACCUGGUUCAUGAUUGCCUGAGGAUAGAGAACUCUCGUGUCGCAGCUCUUCAUGAGCAAAAUUAUGUAAUUGGAUUAGAGCCUGGAUUUACUUCACUAAAUGUGAUAUCUAGUCAGUGGGAUGGGGUGCUUGGCACUGCUGAUGUCAUUGUGACCUCUGAACCUGUGGCCCCUGGUGACCUUUCUGUACAUUUAGUGGGUGGUCUUGGUCUGUCGGUCAAAUCAAGCUCUUCAAAUCCUUCUGUCAUCAUAGCAACUGUGACUUCUUAUAACACACUCUAUAACCACGGACAAGAAGCUUCUUUUAGUGUUUGGCUACAGUUUGGUGAUGACACUGCCAAUCUGCUCUCUGCAUUUAGUGAAAUACCUUUCUCUCUACAUUUAUCCUCACUGGCUGAGUCUGUGGUUGCAAUAACACCUGCCCCAUUGCAGCGUGUCCUUGCACAAGGAGAUGGUGGAGGGCCACUUGUGAAAGCAGAGCUUCUGGUCUCCACCUGUGAGCUCGUGUCUACCCACAUUGAGAUGGAUGAUAUCAAAGAGAGAGGUUGGACUCAGAGACUGGCCAAAGGAUCAGGCUGGAUAAGGGUGAACCUAGAUACAGACUUCUGGCCUCUAGAAAGUGAAGAUUCUGACUUUGAGAUGACCGAUGCAUCAGAUACAUUUUCAGAGUUAGACACAAAUGUGUAUCGUAACUUUGAACAGGAACAAGCAACCCCUAAGUCCACUAACUAUGAUGAAAAUACAAGCAAUUACAUGAUUGCCUGGGAUGAUUUGGAGCGGGCAGUGUUGACACCCAACCAUGAAGAAAAUGCAGUGGAUUUUUCUCCUGAUGUUGAGAAUGGAGGAGGGAAAAUUGCAAACCGAGAGUUAGUAUUUGGAGUUGGGGCUGUCUUCUGUUUGCUAUGUAUCUCCUCCCUUCUGUUCUUAGUCAACUUCAUGCCACGUGUGAUGAGGGAACUUGGGAAGAGACAAAGUAAAGAAAUGAGGAAACAGACAGAGGGAGAGGCAUUUUCUCAGGACGAGGAGAAUGAUGAUAAGAAAUCAGGACAAUGGGACAUGGUAAGGAGAGAUGAUGACAGUGGACCAAAGAUGAUUUUGUAAAUACCCAUCUUUCUGCACUGACAAACACUUGUCCUUAUCUGCCUCAGAUGAGAUAAAAAUUUUCAGUUGUGAAUUAUAAUAAAGUAAAAUAUUGUCUUGCCUGCAGUUUAACAUAAACAUAAAUAUGCCAGAUAAUCUAUCCUCCUUUAUGUUUUCACCAAACACCAAAAACAUUUGAUUGUUUUUGUAGGCUACUUUAAAUGUGUAUUUGACAUUUUCAUGUAUAAUAAUCCAUAAAGCAAAUUUUGCUGCUUAGCCAAAUCUUAUGUAUACCUAAGGUUUAAAAAAAAUAACAAUAAAAAAGUGUGUGAAAAAAUAUAUUUCCACUGAACUAAUGUUCCUCAAUAAUUUACAUUUUCUUGCUGAUACUAAUAAAGGAGAAGUUUGUCAUUU